AUGGUCUCCAAUAAUUAUCAUUAUUCUAAAGAUACUUAUAGAAAAUAUCGCAUUUAUAAGAAUGCUAUUUAUUAUUCUUACUUUGAAUCUUAUGACAAUAAACUUGGCUUUAAUGAGGAGCCUCUUAUAAACAUUCUCGCUAGAUAUUUUUGGAAUUAG
This is a messenger RNA of Dentiscutata erythropus, 159 nucleotides long. Lineage: Eukaryota; Fungi; Glomeromycota; Glomeromycetes; Diversisporales; Gigasporaceae. The record is from the annotation of a GenBank genome assembly.